AGAAGAACCUUUUCGGUUGGACACCUUUACUGAAUAAGCGUUUUCCUACCGGAAUAACGUUCCGGCUGCUUCAGCAGAAGAACUUACAUUCAUCAAAGUGACCCGAGCAAUGAGAAGAGCAAAGAAUGUUACGGAAGCUGUGCUGUGUGAUUCUACUCAUCAUCCAGCGGGAUACAGAAAGUACACGUGUGAUUGGAGGACGCAGGACUGUGGUACAGGGGAAGGAUGUGGACUUAUCCUGCAGACUGAUAGAGACAACCGAGGAUCUCGAACAGAUAACAUGGCAGAAAAGUACUGCGGAAGAAACACAGAACCAUAAUUUUAUGCUGAUUUAUCCCAAUGGGGUUACUAAGUUUAUUGCACCGAAUGGAUUGACAGAUAGAGUCCAGUUUAUUGGGAACCCAUCAGAGAACCUUGGAUCUAUUCGAAUAACAGCUGUCAGACUGUUGGAUGAAGGCACCUUCACAUGUAUCUUCAGUGUUUUCCCCAGUGGAGCAUACAUUACAGAGAUACUUCUGACUGUGCUAGUUCCUCCAGUGGUGAGUGUGACAGUUGAUGUUGCUCCUGUCAUUGGGGAGAAUGAGGUUGUCUUGGCAACCUGCGUGGCUGCUGGUGCCAAGCCACAGGCAGAAGUGACAUGGAAGACCGGUGAAUUCGGCAGUUUGUUGAGGACGGUGACCAACUCCACCCAGCACGCCAACGGCACCACCACAGUACUCAGCCUCCUGCUCGGGGUACCAACCAAGGCAGCCAAUCAGCAGCAGGUCCAGUGUGUGGUUAACCAGUCUGCCCUGGUAGCAGAGAAGACCUACAACUACAGCAUAAACAUCCACUAUCCACCUCAGUCAUUGAACGUUACACUUAGUGAGGCCUCUAAAGCCACAGUCUUACUAUGUGUAGCAGACGGCAACCCACACCCCAACUACACCUGGAGCAGAGUGGUCCAGCCAUGGCCUGGGUCUUCAGUGAGAGCAGAGGGAGACAAACUGCACUUCCUCAGUCUCAGCUCUGAGCUGAAUGGUCUCUUUGUCUGUGAGGCCUCCAACCCCUACGGACGAGCAAAUGGCUCCCUCUAUGUACACAUAUACUCUGAGACAUCUGCUGCCUGUUGGGUUCUACUGGUCAUUCUAUGUCUGAUUGUUUCUGCUGCACUUGGAUGGUUCUGGUGGAAAUACGGACAGUUUCCUUGGAGUUCAAUAGUGGCCAAGGCACCAGAACAGACUAUAUCAGUAUCUUCCAAGACGAGGAGACAUGACAAGGUUGAGGAAGGUGAAGAUGACUCAUUGGCUGCAACUGUCCAAACCAGGAAGGAGCCUGAGGAAGAGGAAGAAGUAUCAUGAUGACAUUGGAAACCUCGACUCAAUCACCGCUUCACCCAGUGCUGGUCCUCGUUUCAGAUUUUUGUUCCCCUCUCGUGGACUCCGCCUUGCUGUGGUUGAGGGGCUUUGUUGCUUCAGCGGGAACAUCAACUCUCCUGUAUGUAUGUACAGUAUGUAUGUAUGAAUGUACAGUAUGUAUGUACAGUGCUUUUAGAAAUUAUUCAUACCACUU
Messenger RNA from Salvelinus sp. IW2-2015, 1551 nucleotides. Lineage: Eukaryota; Metazoa; Chordata; Actinopteri; Salmoniformes; Salmonidae. The record is from RefSeq and is a predicted model, not a curated record.